GUAGGCAGCCUGCUCGCGACCCCUCUGCACCUGAAGAUGGUGGCCGAGAUCUUCAUGGACGGGGGCGCAGAGCCGCUGGACGGCGAGUGGGCUCUGGAGGUCUACGAGCUCUUCCGGAAGUUCGUGCGGCGCAAGGAGGAGGCGUCCCUGGACAAACAUGGCUUCCAGGCCGCCAACAUCGAAUGCGCUCCGUUCUUCAAACCUGACUUCUUUUCCCAAUUUCAUCAGAAUUGCGCCAUGUUCUUGCUGGUAUCAGACAGGCGGUUUAAGGAUGUGGACCCGCAGCCCUUUGAAGACUUCAUCUCCGACAACCUGGAGGUCCUCCAACGGCUGAAGACGGGCCUCAUGUGGGUGGGCGACGACGCAGCGCCCCGCUUCGUCCACUACACGCUCGUGGAGUACUUCGCGGCGGCGUGGCUGAGCGCGAACGUGGCGCGGGAAGCGGCGGCGCGGACGGUGGCGCGCUCCUUGAUCGCGGGCGCGAACCACGAGGGCGGCGGUGGCGGCGGCGGUGGCGUGCUGCUGCACUUCCUCGACGAGAUGCUGGCGGAGGACCCCUCGCUGCACAGCGCAGGGCACCACACGGAGGCCGCACGGUUCGCCGCAGGCAUCAACGAUGACCCUCUGACACACGUGGCAUUGGACAACGCGGAGUCGCAAGAUCCAAGAGUAGAGCCCCUGGACAGUGGGAAGGGCUCGCCCAACGUGCUCCAACUGCUGUUCAGCGGGGCCCAAGGGAGCGCCCACGAGAUGACUUCGCUCCACCUGGCGGCGGCCAACGGCCUCGCGGCGUGUGCGCGCGCUCUAAUACGACACGGAGCAGACGUCCACAGCGCAGAUGCAGACGGGAGGACGCCUCUACACGUAGCGGCCACUGAAGGACAUUGCAAUGUGCUUGAAGUUCUCGCGAAUGCUGGAUCAAACAUCAACGCAGAGACGGAGAAAAGCUUCUCCCGCCAUGAAGCCCUGAAAGGUCUCUUCUACUGUGUUAUCCCGCCCAUUUCGAGGUGGUACAAUGUGAAUCCCGACAAAGCAGGAAAGCAAACCCGGCGCCGUCCCUCCCACUACACCGCGAAGUUCUCUGAAUUCAUUAUGCGAACUGAGGAUGAAUUUGUCCAAAGAGUGACCCCGCUGACGCUAGCAGCUCGCAACGGGCAUAAGGAUUGCCUCUAUCGCUUGCUAGAGAAAGGGGCAGACGUGAAUGCUGGAGAUCCAACUGCUCUGCACGCGGCUGCGUAUGGAGGCCACCUCUCUGCCGUGUACGUUCUGCUGAAUGCCGGAGCGGAAGUAAAUGCAUUGACGGAUGACGGCGACUCGCCACUCGCGCUGGCGGCGAGGAAGGGGCACAAGGACUGCGUCGACGUUCUCAAGAGAGUGGAGGUCGAAAGCGUGACCGACGAGGGAGGGCGCACCCUCCUGCACGCGGCGGCUGAAAGAGGUCACGUGGACGCUGUUUAUCGCCUGCUGGAAGCUGGGGCUGACGUGAAUGCGAUAUCUGCGGAAGGAAUUACGGCGCUGGGGCUGGCGGCUGGCAACGGACACAUGGACUGCGUCCAUCGCUUGCUAGAGACAGGAGCGAACGUAAAUGCUGGACAGUACACACCUCUUCACGCGGCGACUGAACGGGGCCACAUGGACAUUGUUUGUCGUCUUUUGGAAGAAGGGGCGGACGUGAAUGCGAAGUCUCACAAAGGAAUGACGGCGCUGGCCCUGGCGGUUGGCAACGGAGAUAUGGACUUCUUCGACUUUCUGCUCAAGAGAGGUGCGGACGUGAAUGCUGGAGAGCUCACGCCUCUUCAUGUGGCGGCUGAACGACGCCGCCUGCAAAUUGUUCACCGCCUUUUGGCAGCAGGGGCGGAGGUUAAUGCGAAGUCGGCCGAAGGAAUAACACCGCUGGCGUUGGCGGCUGGCAACGGAGAUAUGAACUGUUUCGACGUCCUCGUCAAGAGAGGAGCGGACGUGAACGCCGGAGAGCUCACGCCUCUUCAUACGGCGUCUGCAGGUGGCCAAACACCCAUUGUCUAUCGCCUACUGAAUGCGAGGGUGGACGUGAAUGCCAAGUCGACUGAAGGAAAGACGCCGCUAGCGCUUGCAGCUGGCGAAGGAAAUGUUAACUGCGUCUCUAUCCUCCUCGGGUAUGGAGCUGACGUGCACGAGACCGACGCCAGGGGACACACGCCUCUUCACGCUGCAGUUAAAGGAGGCCACAGCGCUGUCAUUGAUUGUCUGCUGAAGGAAGGGGCGGUCGUGGAUGCCAGGUCGUCCAAAGGGAAAACGCCGCUAGCAUUGGCGGCUAGCGACGGGAACAGUUUGAUCAUCGACCUCCUGCUCGGGAAAGGAGCGGACGUGGGCGCGGCCGACAUGAACGGAAACACGCCACUUCACGCGGCGGCUGAAGGAGGCCACUUUCUCGCCGUGUAUCGCCUCUUGGCAGCUGGGGCUAAGGUUAAUGUGUCGUCUACCAAAGGAAGAACUCCGCUGGCGCUGGCGGUCCACAACAGGCACUGGGACUGCGUCGACCUCCUGAUCAAGAGAGGAGCAGAUGUGAGCACGGUCGACGCAGAAACGGAAACUGCUCUGCACGAUGCAGCGCAAGGAGGCUACCAGUAUUACAUGUUUAGCUUGCUGGAAGCCGGGGUGGAUGUGAAUGCGAAGUCAUCCGAAGGAAGUACGCCUCUGGUGCUGGCUGCUGGCAGCGGGCACAAGAAAUGCGUUGAGCUCUUACUCGAGAGAGGAGCGGACGUGGGAGCUGCCGAUUCGAGAGGACAUACGCCUCUCCACGCUGCGGCUCAACAUGGACACCUAGAUGUAGUGCUUCUUUUGAUAGAUGCCAAAGCAGAAGUGAAUGCUAGGACAGUCGAUGGAAUAACGCCCCUGGGGCUAGCGGCGGCCGGAGGCCACCACGACGCCGUCAAACACCUUCUGAAAGAGGGGGCGGACAUAGAUGCCAAGUCGGCCGAAGGGAAGACGGCGCUAGCGGUGGCGGCUGUCAGCGGUUCCUGGGAUUGCAUCGACCUCCUGCUCAAGAAAGGAGCGGACGUGGGCGCGGUCGACGCGAGAGGAUACACGGCUCUUCACGCCGCUGCUGCAAGUGGAUCGACGUUAGCCGUCAGUCGCCUCUUGAUAGCGGGGGCUGAGGUGAAUGCGAUGUCUGCCGAAGGAGAGACGCCGAUAAUGCUGGCGACUAACAACGGGCACAUGGGGUGCGUCGAUAUUCUCUCAGGAAAUGUCAAUAAGGAGAAGGUUAUGAGAAUGAAAGACUACGAGUGGCAGUGGCGGUCGCGGCGGCAGCGACAUCCACUUAGCUGCUGUUGGCUGGGGAUCUGCUUGUUGGCGACGCGAUGUCGCCUGAAGUGUAGGCGCUAGAGCUGUAGGCCGGCAACAAGGAGGGGUCCGCGUUGAUGUUCUCUCACGUUAGAAACAGUCGUGUGCGCGACGGAGUACUUGUGUAUAAUUUGUAUACUAAUUACAAUUUAUUGGCUUUUUCCCAGAAUAAAAUUUUUAACUGGC
Gryllus bimaculatus (two-spotted cricket) is the source of this 3510-nucleotide messenger RNA. NCBI's taxonomy places the organism in Eukaryota, Metazoa, Arthropoda, Insecta, Orthoptera, Gryllidae. The record is from the annotation of a GenBank genome assembly.